AUGGAGCAAAUGGCUGCAGAAGACGCAUAUGAUACAUUGUUCACGAGGCUGGGUCGAGGGUUCAAAUAUGAUCCUUUGACUGAAUUACCGGAUGAUUUUGAGCAAUAUUUUGUUCGCCUACAACGGAAGCCGCAUCAGACACUUCAAGACUACAUGAACGAUUACACUCGUUGUGAACGACGGCUCCAGAUCAAGAAGUACAUUCAUUUUCUGCUUGAAGAAGGUUUUGACAUUCACAACAUCCCUAUGUUCCACUGUCAGAAGGGUUUCAAGUAUGGUAACAGCAUGAAGGAGACAACAGACAAGUGCAUUGUUCUUCCAAUUUUUCUGGGUGGACGCCGGAUUGAUGUGUUGCCAUAUGUGAUCAAAGGCACAGCACCCAUUUUGAUUGGACGGCCAUUGCUUGAGCAGUUGGGCUUGACAGUUGAUUAUCGUCAGAAGUUGAUGAAGUGGCCUGACAGCGAUUGGGAACCACUCCCAGUCGGAGCUCGAGGAGAACAUCUCCUUCAUCUCGGCAAAGACAUUCGCAAGUGUCUCAAUGAUGAUCCUCAACAAGUUCUUCUACCAGAGGACACAGAAUCUCAUGUCGGUGAACCCCUUCCACAAGGCAUCAAGAGUUUGCUUGAAGAGGUGAUGACUGCCGAGGACACGUUGGACGUGUCGAAACCUCAGCAGGAAGCCACGUCGGCUCACACACGUCGUGAAGACGGAGCUCAGGAGGAGGAGAUUGGAGUGGUCAAACGACUCCAAGGACAUGUUUUGAGAAAGAUGGAAAAGAAGGCAGAAGAAGCAUGUCGAGCAGAAGAGCAGGUGUUGCGUCAGAGCACCACCAUCAACAAGGACAGCAAAUGUCGUGUUGUGUGGGAAGUCUUUGGAGCAGGUGGGAGGAGUCGCAGUUCGAUAGCCGAAGAUUACCCAGAGAAGUUGGCAAAGAAGCUGGCUUAUUUGAUGCAGAAAGACCCAACCGAUGAUCAGAUCUUUGCUGCAGAAGAGGAUGAAGAUGUUGAGAUGCCAGAGGCUGAACCGGAAAUCGAGAGUAAACAGCACAUUGAAGUAUUGGAGCAUGACAAACAACAUGUUUUGCCAAAAGAGUUGUUUGACGAUGGUGCAGGACCAGCAGGUGUUCCUCCAGCUGCAGGCCUAACGGCCAGAGUGUUUGGAGAACGACUCAUGGCUGACACUGCAUGGAUCGACACUGAUGAUGGUCGUGUUUGUGUCAUGACAUUGAUGGAUCAAGCAACACGAUAUGUGGCCAUUCGCAUCAUGAAGAGUGAACGCUCAGUUGAUCUAGUGAAGGGCAUUGAGAGAAGCUGGAUCAAACACUUUUCCAUCCCCAAGUACAUUCGAGUUGAUGAAGGAAAAGGCUUUGCAGCAAAAUAUCUUCGAGAUUGGUGUUCUGAAAGGAAUGUGAUUUUGGAGAUAGCACCCGCUGAGAGUCACAACUGGAUGGGCUCGAUUGAAAGGAAGCAUCAAGUGGUCAGGAAAAGCCUCGAGAUCUACAUGCAGGAGUCAGCAGCUGACACAUACAGUUUGACGGCAGGAGUGUUCAAUCCAAGUUUUUCACCAAUGAAUGAUCCACUUGAUUUCAAUCAGAUCCAAGCAAAGAGGCUAGCAGCACAGAUGGCAUUUCUGAAAGCAGACUCCGAUGCUCGCCUUCGUCGUGCAAUGCUUCAGAAUUUCAAGAAGACCAAGCACUACAUUGUUGUGGGACAGUUGUGCUACUAUUGGAGGAUUCAACGUUCCGGAAUUCUUCAGAAGAACAAGUGGAGAGGUCCUGCAAGAUGUGUUGCUGAAGAAAGGGACGAAGAUGGCAAGCAGAUCGUGCUUUGGUUGUGCCAUGGAACCUCAUUGCUUCGUUGCUCUCCUCAUCAAGUACGACCCCUUGUGAAAGAUGCAGGCUUACACAAACCAGUUGACACCAAGGCUGCAUUGGAAGACUUGAAGGAACUACGAGCACGAAGCACCACACAGUUCAGAGAUGUGUUGCAACAGCCCGAAGAAUAUGAGCUUGAAGAUUUGAUGGACAAUGAACAAGAUGAUCUUCUUGAAUAUGAGCCAUCGGAAGCACCAAUAGAUCGUGAAGAUGAACCAGUGAUCAUCCCAGAUGAUGAGAUUCCAGGUGCUGCGCUGAUGUAUCAGCGUGGGAGAAGUGAAGAAGGCCGACCUAUGUCAUCAGCUUCCCCAUCCACAGAAGUGCCAGAAUGUCCAUCGGUGACCGGAGAAGAUCAAGAGAUGAAGAAUGACAUUGAAGAAGAGGUGGUGGUGGGUUUGAUCAUUGUACACGUUGAUGAUCUUUUGAUGAGUUUCAACAUGAAGGACAACGAGGCAGUGAACAAGAUUCAAGAGAUCAGAAAGGCAUUUGAUUUUGGAAAGUGGCAAGAUUUGAAACAAGGUGAAGACAUCAUCUAUUGUGGAGGCCGCAUUUCAAAGCAACAGCUAGCAGAGAUGCUGAAGAGUGGAUGGCUUAGCAUCGUUCAUGAUGAGAACUACGUUGCUGCAAGAAUCUCAAUGGUCGUUGCAUUGAGCAACGUUGCACAGACAGCCGCUCAGAACAUGACCGAAGUGGGUGAGCAAGUUGAUGUGGUGGAGUCCUUCUUUGCUGACUAUGCAGUGGACUACGCUUUCAUUGAGGUGCAGGCGAUCGAGGUGAAAAGCCGCGAAGCUCUGCCGUACAUUUUGUACACCCGGGCCACUGGAGAGUUCACCACCUUGGGGAUCUUGGCAUUCAUCGUUUGGAUUUGCUGGAGAUCUGAGCUUUUAAGAGUGAUCUAUGAGAUUUGCAGCGAUGUGGAGGACAUUGCUUUGCCACAGACGGCGGUGCAGUAUCUCCACAGCGUCGAGAAUACCCACAUGCAUUUGUUUCUCACUUUCCUACUCUACUUCUUGAUCAUGACCAUGAGCUUGGUCAUCGCCCAAAAUAUCAUGAAGCAGUGGGCGGCAUCCCUUGAAGUCUACGACCGGGAGAGGCGUUGUUUCGUCUCAACCCGUGGAAAGGCGGGAGAAGCUAGCUUCAAUGAGAGCCAGUGGUCCAAAGACUUCCUGGUCAUCCGUCAGACCUUUCUGGACCACUUGCCGAAGGUAGCGCGCCGGUGGGAUUUCUUUGAUCAAAAGGUGGGAGAUGUUUUGAAGAAGCACAACAUCAAGUUGGACGAUCCGGACAGCCUUCCGGAAUUUUUAACGCCGUGGUUCCCUUUCAGCCACUACGUCUUGGAGAACUACCGCGACAUGCUGGAUUACAUGGUGGAGAUCCACAUGCUCUCGUUGGCCUGCCUGGCCAUCGCACAAGGUUUUCAAGCGGGAAUUCAUCGAAUGAAGCUGGACUUCGAGUUCAGCUAUGUUUGGAUCAUUGGCUUUACUCUAAUCGCCAUCGGCUUGUACUGGUACACCCGGAAAUUCCAUUGCGAGUUGAAGGAAGGCAAGUAUCUGCAUGGAGAGCUCCCAGAUGCAGGUUGGCUCCAAUCGUCUUCCUUCUGUCAGAACCUUUGCGUGGUACUGCAAGUCUGCCUGCUGGUCAUUUGCUUCGAGCUCACUAGACCAAUGGCUCACCCUUGGCCUUGGUCUAUCAACCUUUGGCAGUCGGUGUCCCACGUGAUCACGGCGGCGGUGGUGAUGCCCCUGGCUGGCCUGGGGCUAGGGCACCUCCUUUCUCGUUUGGCUGUGGCACUCUCCUGCGGCACUGUGAGCCGGACGAAUGUGCUCCGCAUCGUCCUCAUCCUUGAGCAACACUUGCAUGGCAGAAGCUACCUCUCAUGCAGGAAGGACCUGGAUUUGCAGCAAAUUCCCAGCCUGGAGGCCAAAGCGAAGGGAACUAGGUCCACCUGUGACACUUUGGAGGUGAAAGCCGAACGGGUGUCAAUGUGA
This is a messenger RNA of Durusdinium trenchii, 3861 nucleotides long. NCBI's taxonomy places the organism in Eukaryota, Dinophyceae, Suessiales, Symbiodiniaceae. The record is from the annotation of a GenBank genome assembly.